AUGAAAUCGGACAUUAGUCACAGUUCGCGCGAAGAUUCCGUAAUGUUUGCGUUUGCUAAAAAUACUAAUACAACUGUUAAACUCAACUUAGAAGAUAUUUUAACGAUUCAGUAUCUAUAUGAAAGGAACAAACCAGGAAUAACAACAAUAACAACUACUACUACUAUAAAACCACCAAAAACGACUACUGAAAUUCCGACAAAUAAGCCUGGUAAAAUAGAUCUCUGUGAAUUACAAUAUGUGGAUACUAUAUUAAUAUUAAAUUAUCGAAUAUUCGUCACAUAUCAAAGCUAUGUAUGGUCGAUAAAUAUAAAUGAUAACAAAUAUGACGGACCAUUUGAGCUAAAUACUUACAUGAAUUUCCUCCCAAAAAAUUUCUCUUUGUCAGCCGCGUACCAAAGACCCUCGGGUGAAAUAGUACUAUUUAUAAAUAAUAUGGUUUAUAUGGUUAAUUAUCCCAGUUUCAAAUUAAAAGAAGGCUGGCCGAAACAUCUAAAAAAUUUGGGAUUUCCCCCAAAUGUUGUAAUUAAUACCGCGAUAAAUACUCACAAAGGACAAACCUACGUAAUCUUCGAUGAUAACGAUGUGGCGCAAAUAGACGAAUGUACUCUGACUGUUAGUGCAUAUCAAACGUUACAAUCAAUAUUUCCCGGAAUACCGCCAUCUCCAACCAUGGCUUUCCGACAUAUGGAUGAUAAUAUUUAUUUUGCUAAGAAACAACAAUUUUACCAAUAUAACGAAUUCAAGAGAAUCGUGACAAAAGCGGAUUAA
Trachymyrmex cornetzi is the source of this 771-nucleotide messenger RNA. Its product is annotated as matrix metalloproteinase-2-like. Gene Ontology annotation, molecular function: metalloendopeptidase activity. Gene Ontology annotation, biological process: collagen catabolic process; extracellular matrix organization. The record is from RefSeq and is a predicted model, not a curated record. Lineage: Eukaryota; Metazoa; Arthropoda; Insecta; Hymenoptera; Formicidae. The coding region runs from base 1 to 771 and encodes 256 amino acids. The transcript has a single exon.